UCUCGGCGUCGUCCUCAAGACACACACCGCUCGUCGGCCUCAAGACUUCAAAACAAAAGAGCGUUAAACGCGAAUCAAAAUGUCCGCCCAAAUCUCCAAGAAGCGCAAGUUCGUGGCUGACGGUGUCUUCCGCGCCGAGCUCAACGAGUUUUUCGCCCGUGAGCUCUCUGAGGAGGGCUACUCGGGUUGUGACGUCCGUGUCACCCAUGCCCGCACUGAAAUCAUCAUCCGUGCCUCCAUGACUCAGGAGGUUCUCGGUGAGAAGGGUCGCCGCAUCCGUGAGCUUACCGCUCUCGUCCAGAAGCGGUUCAAGUUCCCCGAAAACGCUCUCGAGCUCUACGCCGAGAAGGUCCAACACCGUGGUCUCUCUGCCGUCGCCCAGGCUGAGUCCCUUCGCUACAAACUCCUCGGUGGUCUCGCUGUCCGCCGUGCUUGCUACGGUAUCCUCCGUUUCAUCAUGGAGUCCGGCGCCAAGGGUUGCGAGGUUGUCGUCUCUGGCAAACUCCGUGCUGCCCGUGCCAAGUCGAUGAAGUUCACCGACGGUUUCAUGAUCCACUCCGGUCAGCCCUCAAAGGAUUUCGUUGACUACGCCGUCCGCCACGUCCUCCUCCGCCAGGGUGUCCUUGGUAUCAAGGUCAAGAUCAUGAAGGGUUGGGAUCCCGAGGGUGUCCUUGGUCCCCGCAAGCCCCUUCCCGACUCCGUCCAGAUCCUCGAGCCGCCCGUCGACAAGGUUGUCCUCGAGCCCUCAUCAGAGUCGAAAGAGCCAUUUGUCGCCGCACCCGUUGCCGUCCAGCCUGGUGCCGCUGCCGAGGGUGAGCAAUAUGCUGCACCCGCGGCUGAGGGCGCCUACCAGGAGGGCUUCGAGGCUCAGCCCGCGUUCUAAGCGGACUACCUGGGGAUGUUGUAGGAUUUGUGCUACUUUUCUCUCUUUAUCACGAUGCUAUGCGCUUGAGUAGGCGUGUUUGCAUGCUUUGCCAUGCCUCAAUGAAUAUGCUUAAACCUC
Coniophora puteana RWD-64-598 SS2 is the source of this 1003-nucleotide messenger RNA. RefSeq names its product 40S ribosomal protein S3. Gene Ontology annotation, biological process: translation. Bases 80 to 883 code for a protein of 267 amino acids. NCBI's taxonomy places the organism in Eukaryota, Fungi, Basidiomycota, Agaricomycetes, Boletales, Coniophoraceae. The transcript has 4 exons. Gene Ontology annotation, molecular function: RNA binding; structural constituent of ribosome. Gene Ontology annotation, cellular component: nucleus; cytosolic small ribosomal subunit. The record is from RefSeq and is a predicted model, not a curated record.